This is a messenger RNA of Oncorhynchus gorbuscha (pink salmon), 1992 nucleotides long. Its product is annotated as opioid growth factor receptor-like. Gene Ontology annotation, molecular function: opioid growth factor receptor activity. Lineage: Eukaryota; Metazoa; Chordata; Actinopteri; Salmoniformes; Salmonidae. The record is from RefSeq and is a predicted model, not a curated record. Gene Ontology annotation, cellular component: membrane. Bases 639 to 1079 code for a protein of 146 amino acids. The transcript is spliced from 6 exons.
CCGAAUGCAAGAUAUCGUGGUGGCAUGCUCAACUCGUCUUGAUUUCAUUCAUCUUAACGACUGUUAACAUUUGUAACGUUUUUAAUAGCAUAUUAUUUUAUUACACCAUGGUGUGCGCCUGGCUAGGGCUAUUCCCAUAGAAUAUAAUCCAUUCUAUGUCUAUGGCUAUUCAAACAGGGAGAACGCUGCCAGCGAUAGUCAAAUUGUUUGCUGAGCUGAGAUGAAAAUGUAGGAUGUGUCCCAGGAUUGAACGGUUUUGGUUAUGGCUAAACGGAUUCUAUUGCUCUACUCUGCUUAAACGCGCCUUCUGGCGUUUAAUUAUACUCCCCAUACAUGCCUGGAGAUUGAUCAUCCCAAAUUGUCCUCCUGAUCAUCCAGAACUCAUCUAGGACACCAGCGAGUACUACUGCGAGUACGACUCAACAUGGGAGGAUCCAACAAGUGAAGAAACAAGUCGUAAGAGAACCAACAAUGAUGAUAGGCGUAUGCCUAAUUUACAGUUCUACCUUGGACAGAGGGCCUCCUCCCCUGAUGGUAUCUACAUUGAGGACUUUCACAAUAACUGGUAUGGGAAAUAUUAAAAACUGGAAAGAGUUCACUCAUACAUACAAUGGUUGUUCCCUCUUAAAGAACGAGGAAUGAAUUAUCAAGCCAAAGAAAUCACCAAGAAGGAAAUUGAGGCUUUUCUUGAAGAUGAAACUGCAAAGAAGAGGCUGGUCAAGUCGUACCAGCUCAUGCUGGACUUCUACGGCAUCCAGCUGUCAAAUGACUCAACAGGGGAAGUACGACGUGCUAAUAACUGGCGUUACAGAUUUUACAACAUGGACAGACACACACACAACAACCUGCGCAUCACCCGCAUCCUGAAGUGCCUGGGCAUUCUGGGGUUCCCCAACUACCAGGCCCCACUCGUCCGCUUCUUCCUGGAGGAAACUAUUGUGAAAGGCAACCUGUACAAUGUGAAGGAGAGCGUGCUCAACUACUUCAUUUCCGCUGUCAUUGUUCAGCAACAACGCAAGGAAUUAGUUGAGUAUGCUUAUAAGCUCUAUGAGGUCAAACAUCAGUUUGUCGUGCCCUAAGAAGAUCAAGAGUACAUUUAGGGAAGGGACAUUCCCACAUAAUAAGAACCCAAUUGAUCUGAAACCAGAUCCGAAACAGAAUGGCAUAUACUCAGAUGACAGUGAUGACAACACUACCAGUCAUUAGUUUGUCUCACUAUGUUAACAAGGGUAAGCCAACGGAUAGGAGUGUAAUGGGAAAUUAUGUUAGUGACUUAGUGCGAUUGGGGACGCCAAACAAUGUGUGGUUGACACGGGUAUCCAUAACUCAUGAUAGCUUGCGUGGUCUAGCGACUAGUUACACUUAGAGAAACAAAGGUACCAGUCAGGCCUCAACGACUACUAGUGGAAGGAAUCAAAACACCAGUGCUGAUUCAUCCUCUGAGUGUUGACCAAUUAUGCAAAAGGAUUCUGCUCAGUCCAGUUAUGGAGUUUUUGGUAACGGGAGCUCUUUAACUAUCCACCUACUCUAGCGCCCCACUACUGAUUCUCUGAAAAUAAUAGCUAAUAAUUAAGCAAUCCGAAUGUGGACCUAGUGGUGUAGUUUCAGAGACAAUUACCGAUGAUCGGAGAAAGCGAGCUAGAAAUAAGCAAACAGAGCAUAACCUUAAACUUAGAAGAGCUUCAGAGGCAAAGACUAAUAAAGAUGAUGAUAGAAACAAUAAGGGAGCUGCAGAAAAGCAAGAAGAGAGUGAAUCAAGCAGAGAGGUUUCAGAGGACAAUAUUAGUAUGUCCAGUGAAAGUUAAUUGAGUAAGAAACCUGAAGAGAAACUGCCAUGCCUAGCAAAGGAACAUUUACUCCAGGGAAAGAUUGAGUGUUUGAGAUAAUGUGAAUAUUGAUUCGAGUAUUCACCCAUGCCCUGCACUAAUGAAGGGAGAAAUAACAAGUAUGACAUGAACCGGCGGGGGAGUGGGAGCCCGGCCCGGCGAACCG